CUUGCUGCAGACGCUGGGGAGUCAGGAGUCGCAGGAGGACGAGCAUUGGAGGAGAAGCAGAGAGAUGUCCACCCUGGGCUGGUGGCGCCGCUGGGCGCCCGGUUCAGUGUGGGCGCACUAGACUGCCGACCUCGGUCGGGGUGUGUGAACGGAGUGCGGUGCUCCGGAGCUCGGCCUUCUUGAUCUUCUGUCCUUCUUGAGACAACUGGCAGGAGGAAGACUAACUAGGUCCUCCAACAGCUAAGUGGCUGGUCCAGGCAGACCCUCACGGCAAGAGGAGAUCAGCCGGCCAUCCCUGAAAAGCUCAAGCCCUUGGGUGUGAGCAAACCAGACAACUGUGAACAGCUCACCACUCCACUGGAGAAUUACAAGAUGUACCACCAGGAAGACGACACCAACAGUGACAUGACCAGUGACGACGACAUGAGCCGUUGUGGGAGGGAAACCCCACCACCUCGAUCAUCCCAUUCUCUGAGCAGUGACCGAGACCAGGAGCACAGGGGCAGAAGCAGAGAUGUGGAGCCUCGAGACCGCUGGCCAUACAUCAGGAAUCCCAGAAGCAGGCUGCCUCAUCGGGAUCUUUCCCUCCCUGUGAUGUCAAGACCACAUUUUGGACUGGAAAGAGAUGAUGACAGACGUUCCAUGGAUUAUGAGUCUCGAUCCCAGGAUGCUGAAUCAUACCAGAAUGUUGUGGAACUCAAAGAGGACAAAAAGCCUCAGAAUCCAAUUCAGGACAACCUGGAGAACUACAGAAAGCUGCUCUCACUGGGAGUACAGCUUGCCGAAGAUGACCGACACUCUCACAUGACACAAGGCCACUCAUCGAGGUCCAAGAGAAGUGCCUACCCAAGCACCAGCCGAGGCCUGAAACCCGUGCCUGAAGCCAAAAAGCCGGCCCACCGACGGGGGAUCUGCGAGGAUGAAUCUUCUCACGGAGUGAUAAUGGAAAAAUUCAUCAAGGACGUGUCACGCAAAUCCGCAAGAGCGAGGGAGCUGCACGAGCGUCCUCCUCCUCCACCUCCUCCUCCUCCGAGGUUCCCCAGGCCCAGUGACAACUGGAAGGACGGUGCGUCCAACCGAAGAGAGUCAGUGAUCCAGGAGAGGGGUUCUGAAGGGAGCGCGUACAGGGGUGCCUUCCGGUUCAAUGCAGACCUGCUUUCCAGAAACCGAGCGCUGGAAAGGAAGCGCCGUUACCACUUUGAUUCUGAUGAGAGGGGUUCGGGUCACGAGCAUAAGAGCUGUGUGAGGAAGAAGCCUUUUGAGUGUGGUAGUGAGAUGAGGCAGGCCAUGAGCAUGGGCAACCUGAGCUGCCCUCCCGUCCCCGAGUCUCAGCCAAUCGAUUUUCCGUCAGAUCCGUAUGUGUGUGAUGAGUGCGGGAGGUCGUUCAGUGUCAUCUCUGAGUUUGUCGAGCACCAGAUCAUGCACACGAGGGAGAACCUCUAUGAGUAUGGAGAGUCCUUUAUCCACAGUGUGGCUGUCAAUGAGGUACAGAAAGGUCAGGGCGGGGGGAGACGCUUUGAGUGUAAGGAAUGUGGCGAAACCUUCAGUAGGAGCGCUGCCCUGGUGGAGCACCGCCAGAUCCAUGCUAGAGAGUACCUGGCCGAGUGCAAUGACCAGGAGAACGAGGACGCCAUCAUGCCUAGCCCGACCUUCAGCGAGCUGCAGAAGAUAUAUGGCAAAGACAAGUUCUACGAGUGCAAGGUGUGCAAGGAGACCUUUCUGCACAGCUCGGCCCUGAUUGAGCACCAGAAGACCCAUGGCCGAGGCAACUCAGACGACAGGGAGAAUGAGCGUGAGCGUGAGCGCCAGCGCAUGCGUGCACGCGCACGGGAGCAGCGCGAGCGCGAGCGCGGGGAACCCUUUCUGACCUGUCCAAACUUCAAUGAGUUUCGGAAGAUGUACAGGAAAGACAAGAUCUAUGAAUGCAAGGUGUGUGGGGAGAGCUUCCUCCAUCUCUCGUCCCUGAGGGAGCAUCAGAAAAUCCACACUCGAGGAAACCCAUUCGAAAACAAGAGCAGGAUGUGCGAGGAGACCUUUGUCCCAAGUCAGUCCCUCAGGAGGCGCCAGAAAACUUACAGGGAGAAGCUGUUCGACUUUAACAAUGCCAGAGAUGCACUGAUGGAAAGCUCAGACCCCGGGGACCACCAGAAAAAUCGUCCUCGCAAGAAUUUCUUCGAGGGCAGGGGAUAUGAGAAGCCCUUUGCCGAAUCUCAGAAGAGUCAUACUAUAACACGACCACCUGCAAACGAAGAUGACAAGCCGUUCACCAUCAGUGUCAACCCUAAUGACAAGCCGAAGUCCCCUACCACGGAAAACGGCUCCCAGGGGAGACCCUACGAGAGGUCUGUCAUUCACAGCUUGGGUCCUGCACUAGCUCUGAAGAGUCGUGGCGCAUUCGGGUUCCCUAAACCAAGACCAGUGGCAGAGUCUAGCACCCAGACCUCAGGAGGCAUUCUCCCCAAAAUCCUCUCUAGAGGGAGCAUCUUUGAAGGAAAGGAAUUCAAGAGAUCCAUCAUCCACAGCUUGCCUGCUCCUCGACCUCUGAAACGUCAUAGGGCAAAUGACCUGGUUGGAUGUGAUGAGGAAGGAGAGUCCUCCAUUUACAUCCCAGAGCUUAACAAUAAGCGUCGGAAGAUUCCUACCGGAGAAGACACUUAUGAAGGAAGCAACAGCAGCAACCACACAGAUUCCAUCCCCCCGGGUGUACCCCGUGCGGAGCCUCCAAGCCUUUCUGGAGAGCCCCGUGAAUCUAAUCAAGAUGUCACAUUUUCAGUGCCCAGCUCAAGUGUUCGUGAACACCAGAAAGCUCGUGCCAAAAAGAAGUACAUUGAGACCAGGAGCAAUGAGGCCUCUGUAAUCCACUCCCUACCUUUUGGUGACCUGCAAGCAAUCCGCCGUAGAGCGAAGUUCUUUGAGUGUCAGGAAUGUGGGGAGGCCUUUGCUCAUGGGUCUGACCUCAUUGAGCACCAGAAGAUUCAUGACAGAGAAAGACCCUCUGGAAGCCGACAUUUUGAGCGAUCUGUCAUCCGCAGCCUGGCCCCUAGCGACCCUCAGACCAGUUAUGCCCAAGAACGCUUCAUUCAAGAGCAAGUGCGCAAAUUCAGAGAAUUUGGACAACGCUCUGCUACCAGCAACAACCUCAGUGUACAGAAAACCUAUGCCCAAGAGAAACAUGCCGAGGAGCCCCAUGAUAAACAAACUCAUGGUCAAAAAACUCAUGACAAAGAGCCCUAUGGCCAAGAACCCCAUGGCCAGGAGCCCCAUGGUGAUGAGCCCCAGGACAAGGAACCCCUUGAUCAGGAGAUGAGCAGCGAAGAGCCCCAUGGUGAUAAGCCCUAUGGCCAGGAGCCCCAUGGUGAUGAGCCCCAUGACAAUGGACUCCUUGAUCAGGAGAUGCGCAGUGAGGAGCCCCACGGUGAUGAGCCCCAUGGUGAAGAGUCCCACGGCCAGAACAAAGCUGAAGACACUACCAUUCAGGCCUCGGGUUCUGAUGACCACAAGAAAGAUGACGCCACCGGCGACAUGAUCUAUGAAUGCCAGGACUGCGGACUAGGCUUUACUGACCUCACAGACCUCACAAGCCACCAGGAUGUCCACAGCAGAAAGGAUCUGGUUGACAGUCGCGAAUAUGCACACUCUGAAGCUCAUGUCCACCCCGUCAGCGAAUUUGAGAAUAAAUGCUCUGGAGAGAAGCUGUACGAAUGUCCAAAAUGCGGGGAGUCUUUCACUCACAGCUCGUUGCUUUUCGAGCACCAGAGAGUCCAUGAACAAGACCAGCUGUAUUCUGUAAAGGCCUGCGAUGAUGGUUUCAUCGCUCUCCUGCCUGUGAGGCCAAGGAGGAAUCGUGCUGCCGAGAGGGAUCCUGCCGUUACCGGGUCAGCCAUUCGGUGCCGUCAGUGUGGACAAGGCUUUAUUCACAGUUCCGCCCUCAACGAGCACAUGAGACACCACCGGGAUGAUGAAGUACUGGAGCAGAACGAGCUGACCGAGGAGAUUUUCAUUCAAGGCCUAGCCCUCACCGAGUAUCAGGGAAGCGAAACCGAAGAGAAGCUCUUUGAGUGCACAAUCUGUGGGGAAUGCUUCUUCACUGCCAAACAGCUCGGAGACCACCACACCAAAGUCCAUAAGGAUGAGCCCUAUGAGUAUGGGCCCUCCUACACCCAUGCCUCCUUUCUCACUGAGCCCCUCCGGAAGCACAUCCCACUGUACGAAUGCAAAGAUUGCGGGCAGCCCUUCCUAGACGACACAGUCAUCGCCGAGCGCAUGGUGUUCCAUCCCGAGCGAGAAGGGGGAUCAGACAUAGUAGCUGCCACCGCCCAAGAGGUCGAAGCCAAUGUCCUCGUUCCACAAGAGGUACUGAGGAUCCAGGGGUCAAAUGCAGAAGCUGCUGAGCCGGAAGUAGAGGCCGCGGAGCCGGAAGUGGAGGCUGCCGAGCCUGAGCUGGAGGCUGCAGAGCCUAAUGGAGAGGCCGAAGGGCCAGACGGAGAAGCUGCUGAGCCAGACGGCGAGGCGGAGCAGCCCAAUGGAGAGGCGGAGCAGCCCAAUGGCGAUGCCGAUGAGCCAGAUGGAGCCGGGAUCGAAGACCCAGAAGAGAGGGCUGACGAGCCAGAGGAAGAUGUUGAAGAGCCAGAGGGAGACGCCGACGAGCCUGACGGUGGCGCAGACAUCGAAGACCCAGAAGAGGAAGGAGAAGAUCAAGAGAUUGAGGUCGAAGAACCGUACUACAACUGCCACGAGUGCACAGAGACCUUCGCUUCCAGCGCGGCCUUCGGUGAGCACCUGAAAAGCCACGCCAGCGUGAUCAUCUUCGAGCCUGCCAAUGCGCUCGGAGAGUCCCCCGGCUACCUUGAACGCGCCAGCACCAGCGCUGGUGGUGCCGAGCAGGCGGAUGACAAGUACUUCAAAUGCGACGUGUGCGGGCAGCUCUUCCACGACCGCCUCUCCCUCGCCAGACACCAGAAUUCUCACACUGGCUGAGGACAAACAGAACAAAACCAAACCUUCCUCCCAGAACCAGACCCUUAAUAACUCACAGCGAGAGCCUAAACCAACCCAAAAUGUUAAUAGAAAUUCAUCUUGCUUAUUCUCAUACCGGACUUCUCAUCGGAUAACUCAGACUGGAAAAAAAAAAAGAGAUUGAGAGCAGAGACUUCUUUCAGUCUUCGCUCUUCCCUAUGGGACAUCAGUGUACAUUCAGGAAAGAUAGAGCACACAUCUCAUUUUUCAUCUCAGUAACUAACUAGAUUGAGGGAAAACCCAGUGAAUAUUCAAGACCACAGAGGUUGCCCCAAUCGACUGUAAAUGGCAUCCCUUUCAUACCCCAUAUACAUGAUUCAUGCCGUGUAUAUAAAUGAGCAAAUCACAGCGAAUCAUUGAUACAUAUAUUUGGAUUUAGUGUGCUAUAUAUAGAAUUUACAGUUUACUAUACAGAGCUACCUAGCCUGGGGCUCUGAUUUUUUUUUUUUUCCUGAGGAGGAAGAGAGCAACAAUUUAGCAUAUAUUUGUAAGUGUUGUCCAUCCUGCGGAAGCUUUACUGUGCAUCGUUUGAACCCCAUUAGUAUCCUUCCCAGUAAUGGACUAUUUUGUCCCCUACCUCUUAGAUAGUCCUGUGAAGGUGUGAGUGUGAAAGAUCAUGUGUCUUUGAAUCCUGGCUGUGUGGAAAAAAAGACAUUUUAGCUUCCACAGCCAUUUGGUGUGCACCCAACCCCCUUGAGACUGACUGUGUAACCCUUUACAAUAUGUGGAUUUGUCUCUGUGACCCGACCCAUCACCUCAUUUUAUAGACCUUACCGUGGUUUUCAUGCAAAAAAAAAAAACAAAAAAACAAAAAACAAAAAAAAAAAGUAUGUUACAUUUGAGGUGUUCUUUAAGGUUUGGGUUUUUGUUUUCUAACCAGUUCAUCGUGUGUUCGAUUGUGAAUUCAUGAAACCUGAAGCUUUGCCCUGUAAAUCUUAAUGUCUUUGCCUUUAAAGAGUGGGUGACAACCAUCGCUAGAUCACAGCAGUGCCUAAUGAAGGUUGGGAACCACAGGAGAGGCUCUUACAUUGUAAAUAAGGAAGCGGACCGGCAACCUUUCAUUAACUCCGCUGUGUGCUUCCUGCCUUAAGUGACAAGUGGCAGCAUUGCUUGAGUCACCUGUGUGGUGUUGUGUGUGCUUGCCACAAGUCAGUCUGCUCCCUGGGCGCCCAGGAGCUAGUAUCCUUAGAUCUCUGUGUCUCCAGAUUUAAUCCCCCUGUUCUUUAUGUGUCCGUCAAUCCCAAGUCAAACUUACGUUUUAAAAAGCAAAAACACACACACAAAAAGCUUUCUUUAUAGUUAAUCCUAGCUUAACAUGGACUCAGGUUCCCCAGCAGCCUUAAUUUUUUUUGUUCCCAUUGUUCUUUCUCAUUGAGCCCUCCUAAGUAUUUCCGAGCUUUCCAUAGAGUGUCACGUCUGUCUUGAUGUCAUUGGUUGUCCUCUUGAUCACAAAAUGACUUCCCAGCUUGAGAUUUCCUGCGUCCUAUACAUGGACUGCUUGCGCUCCUUUACUUCCCCUCCCCUCGCAUAAUGGCUAUAUAAAAGACAAUUUUUUGGCCUUCUGUUGGCUGGGGAAAAAAAAAUUUAAAAAUUUUAAAAAACUUAAAAAAAAAAAAAAAGCGGAUCUGUAGCUGAAAGAUCGAAAGCCGUGUACAGAUCUUCAGAGAAAGUGAAGUGAGAUAACCUGCUGAGGAGAUGGGUCUGACCCUUAGGCUCCUAGAUCUGUAGAACUGGGGCUCACAGGGAGUCCGUCAAAGACUCAAGGAAUGCCAAAGUCUUCGGAGGUUGAUGAGCAAAGAGCAAGAAAUAGGACUGAGUGAGCCAAAGAAGGGGGUCCCGAGAUAACAGCAGAUCUAGGAAGGGAGUGAGACAGGCUGAAGGAAACACCAGCAGCAGGGACUGGAAGGUCAGGGUGGUGAGAGCAAAUGGAAUGAAGUGUCCUGGGUAGUUGGAAGAAAGGCUUUUUUGAUGGCAUGGCACAGGUGAAGGCCAGCUGCAUAGAGAGACCCCAGGUUGGAACUGACAUCCAGGGAAAUGGAGGGGUAAUGAUGCACCCUUGAAAUAGAAGUCAGUGUUGAUGUCAUCUGGGUAAAUUUGGGGGUUCGUUAUCAUUGACAGUGUUACCCCCCACUAGACCCCUUUUAGAAAGCAACUUGCCAAGAAGUCUGAGUGUCCAUUCUAACCAUAACUGAAUGAGUAGAAGAUUAGGAAUAAUUGAAAUGCCAGACUAUAGAAGAAUAAUUAAGUCAAAGUGCCCUGGAUUCUUAUGCAGUUGUUUAGAAGCAAUCAUCACGAAGAGUUGUGUAGUAGACAUUCACAGAAUAUGGAGUGGAGAAAGCAGGACACAAAAUUAUAUUUAUACUACAAUUAUAACUGUUUAAAAAAUGUACGCUUAUAGUCAAAGCUAUUGUGUUGUUGUGGGCUUAUAGUCGAGCAUUAUUUUCUUAAAUUUCUAGAAUGUUCUUUAUGGUAGUGUUACUCAAAAGUUAAGGAUCACAUUUCCAUCGUGAACAUAAUUGGAACUCAUUAUGAAACAGUUGGAAAAUAACAGAAAAGUGGAGGAAAGAUAAUCCAUGUCCCCACCAUCCAAAGAUAGAUAUACUCUUUAAUAUCUUGUUUUCUUGUUGCUGUGCACAGGUUUAUAUACUAUAACUGUGUCAAAACGUGUAUUCAAGAUAGUUGUUCCUAGUACUCCUGUGUAAUCACAGUAAAAGACUUUGAUCUGAAGUUUUCCCUAGGCUCCUCGUAAUAGUCUCCUGAUAAUAAGACUUAGUAUGUAAUGCCACCAUUAUAAGCAUACUAUGUACCCAGUGAAAAAUUGGAAAUUACUGUUGAAAAUUGAAAAGAAAAAUCUUCCCAUAUUCCCCACAUCCGACAACUGUUAAGAUCUUCAUCUGUGUUCUCCAUCUUGUGUCAUCGCACAAACUUGUGAUUCAAACAGUGUUAAAUAGAUUUGCAUAAUGUCUAAAACAAAAACGGGGGAAACAAUUAAAAAUAGUGUUGGGGGUGGGGGUCAUGGUUAAAUAUUUUGUUCCAAAUUUCUUGAAUAAUCUUUGGUGUUUGGGUAAAAAAAAAAACAACUUUAUGUAUGUAUUCUGUAUCACAAAUAUAAGACAUACUCAAAGAAAACUGGGAAACUGUUGUGAAGUAGAAAAAGCAAUUAUAUUUCCAACAAGUUCCUAGUAACAUCUGGAUCUGCGCACCACGUAUGUAAUUAUUAGGACAUCCUCGAUAAGUAUGUCACGUCAUCAGAUGGAAGAAAUGUGGAGAAGUGUGGAAUAGCGGGGUAGCUGUGCAGGAUUACAGUGAAGUGCGUUUUCUCAGUUUCUUGGAGGGGUCUUUAUCAUAGUGUUCUAGUAGGCUGCCCUUAUUGCUUAUAUUUCCAUUAUAUAUGCAGUAUGUGUCCAUUCUAGUAGCCUCAAAGAUGUGGAAAUGUAGAAGAGAAACUCGCCCAUAUUCUCAUCACCCAAAGACUGUGUUAACAUCUCAAUACAUUUUCUUUUCUUGUUUCUGUGCACAGGCUUUUGGUUUGUUAAUAUGGUUGUAGUUGUUCUAUCUUGUAAUAGUGUCAACAAUAAAAAUAAAGUUAAAAAUAAGAUCA
Peromyscus californicus insignis is the source of this 8617-nucleotide messenger RNA. It is a transcript of the gene Peg3, whose product is annotated as paternally expressed 3. The transcript has 9 exons. Lineage: Eukaryota; Metazoa; Chordata; Mammalia; Rodentia; Cricetidae. Gene Ontology annotation, molecular function: DNA-binding transcription repressor activity, RNA polymerase II-specific. The record is from RefSeq and is a predicted model, not a curated record. Gene Ontology annotation, biological process: negative regulation of transcription by RNA polymerase II. Bases 373 to 4977 code for a protein of 1534 amino acids.